AUGGGAAAUCCCACAAAACCUUGCAUUAUUUGCCUUGAAAUGUAUGAUGAACCAGAUUUGAUCAAAUUGACAUCUACUUCUCCAGAGAAUGAAACUUACAUGAAUCAGAUGCAAUAUGCUCUAAACAUAGAUUUCGUUUUCGAUGAUUCUUCAGAAAUAUGCAUGUACUGUCUGGAAGAUUUGAACAAAGUUUACCAGUUCAGGAAAAAAUUCGAUGUUGCAGUGGAAUACUGGAAAAUAUACGACAGCAAGCAAAAUAGCCAAAAUGCCUUAACAAGUGAUAUUAAACUAGAAAAUGAUGGCUCAGAGGGUGAAGGUUCUUGCAUGGAAUCCAUAAAGAAAGAGGAAAUUGAGUUUGUAGCUACAUUUGCUUGUGGUAGAUGUCAACUAAUGUUCAACAGUGCUGCUAAGCUAGUCUCUCACCAGUGCACCAAGCCAAACAACCCUGUGAAGCAGAAAAUCCCUCAAACUAAAGUGCAGCCAGUCAAACAACCUAUAGAGGUUUGCUGUAAAAUUUGUGAGUGCACAUUUGACCAGCAAUGGAAACUGAACAGGCACAUAACCAGAGAACAUAGAGCCAAUAAAUAUAACUGUGCAUAUUGUGGCAGGAACUUCUCAAACUCCCUCAAUCUUAGAGAGCAUGAAGCUGCUCAUACUGGCACCAUGAACUACAACUGUGAGAUCUGUGGCAAGCUGUUCCUGAGGCUGUCUUCACACAAAAGACACUUGAUGAGUCACCAAGGCAAAAAACCAAAAAUGAAACCCUUUCUGUGCAACAUCUGUGGAAAGAGCUUUCCAGUCAGCAAUGGAAUGCAGAGACAUAUGAGAACCCAUAUGGGAGAUCGCAGGCACAUUUGUAAGAUCUGUGGGAAGCGCUUCAUGCAGUCCACUCACUUGAAAGUCCACUUGAGGAUACAUACUGGGGAAAAACCUUAUGGUUGCCAUGUGUGUCAUUCCUGGUUCACACUACCUGCCACUUUGAGGAAACAUUUGAAGGUGCAUGAGAGAGAAGGGAUCAGUUUUGUGGAGAGUGAGAGCAAUGUUGGACAAAGUGAAGAUUUAUUUCAACAAAAUGAUGAGGCUGAUGAAGCAGUCCAGACUUUGGUCACUUUUGGUUAG
Phaedon cochleariae (mustard beetle) is the source of this 1119-nucleotide messenger RNA. The record is from the annotation of a GenBank genome assembly. Lineage: Eukaryota; Metazoa; Arthropoda; Insecta; Coleoptera; Chrysomelidae.